Messenger RNA from Lytechinus pictus (painted urchin), 3409 nucleotides. Its product is annotated as splicing factor C9orf78-like. The record is from RefSeq and is a predicted model, not a curated record. Gene Ontology annotation, cellular component: spliceosomal complex. Gene Ontology annotation, biological process: mRNA splicing, via spliceosome. Lineage: Eukaryota; Metazoa; Echinodermata; Echinoidea; Temnopleuroida; Toxopneustidae. The transcript is spliced from 9 exons. Bases 90 to 842 code for a protein of 250 amino acids.
GGUCUAUCUUGGAAGAAACAAAAGAAGCUCAGAAGUUCAGAGAGAGACCCCAUGGUGUUAGUGCAACAGCCCUUCUCACAGGCAAGAAAAUGACAAAAGUCGAAGAAAUGAAUGAUGAUGACCCGUUCAAUCUGAAGGCAGGUGGGAUGUUGAACAUGAAGGAUAUCAAGGACAGAAACAGAGACAGGUCUGAUGAAGCUUAUGAUCGUGAUGUUGCUAACAUGGGAAGCACUUUUGCUGUUGAGACAAACCAGAGAGAUGAAGACGCUGAAAUGAUGAAAUAUAUUGAGAUAGAAAUGAACAAGAAGAAAGGGUUAGACCUUGAUAAAGAAUCAGAUCCGACAACAGAAGGACCUAAACAUAAAACACCCGAGGACAAGCUCUAUGAAUUACCUGAUCACCUCAAGGUUGAAGCACAGAAGAGCUCAGAAGAAAUGCUUUCUAAUCAGAUGCUUUCUGGAAUACCAGAAGUAGAUCUUGGAAUAGAUGCUAAGAUCAAGAACAUUGAAGCUACUGAAGAAGCCAAGCAGAGACAUUUAGAGGAGAGAAGAAAUAAGAAGAAGAACACUACUUCCUUUGUACCAGCGAAUAUGGCUGUGAAUUACGUCCAACAUUCAAGAUAUAUGCAUGAGGAUUAUUACGCAUCCAAACAUCAACGCAAUCAACAGCGUCAGAAGAAGGAAGAGGAGACGAAACCUAAACCUGUGGUGGUAGGAGACGCUGACAAACCAAGAAAACCAGAACCGCCUGCUCCGACAGUCAAGAGGAAAGUUCCAAAUGCUGAGAAAGCUACUGAUGAUUAUCAUUAUGAACGGUUCAAGAAACAGUUGAGAAGAUACUGAUGAUUAUCAUUAUGAACAGUUCCAGAAACGGCUGAGAAGAUACUGAAGAGCUCUCCACUCGAUCAACCUCUGUGCAGUGUGAAGGAGAGGUCAAAGAAUUUUUAAAAUUCUCUUCGACAUUUUUUAUUGUCACUCAUGUGCUCGCAAAAGAAGCAUAAGAGGUACUGAAGAUAUUUUAGUAUGCUUCUGCUAUUCUUCCUAAGGAAACGCUGUGAGAUCCAGUUGCCUAGGAUUGUGUCUCUAAAUACUCCUUGAAGCAUUACAUGAGGUACUGAGGAUAUACAAGUUAUUGAACAUCAGAAUCUCCGAUGUUUCCAAAGGAAAUGCUUAUAGAUCCAACUGCUUCGGAAGUUUUAGAUGAUGAUCUGUAGCAUGAAUUCCAAGUUAUAGCUUCCUAGAUUAUGGCUGUUCCAAUUCUGGGCUGUGCUUCCCAAAGAACAGGACAACUUUCACAAGAGAGUAGCAGGUACCCACUAAAGCGUAAAACUAAAAGUGACUCUUUGAAUUCCAUUAAAUCCACUACUCAAAUAGUCCCUGGUUCCUUAAGUAUCUACUAUUCAAUAAAGUUGAUUAUGUAGUAUUUUACUGAAUUCUCAUUAGUACUCUCCUGCAUGUAUUUUAGAAUUAAUAACCAAUUGUAAAGGCCUCAUUCACUAUCAUUGUACAUUAUUGAAAUGAUGUAAAGUUCAUCUGUUGCUGUGCAGGGAAAACAUAUUUCUUUUCCCGCUACCUUUCAUUUUGACUUACGUUUUUUUUAUCAAACUAAGAUGUAACUUACAGGGGCUUUGUAGGACAUUACAAUUAGGUCUGGUCUGAGACUGGCCUCGCAGUGUCACUAGAGUCUAAGACUCUUUGACAUGUGCCUCAAAAGGAUUUCAAGUUAAAACUGGCCUGCCAAAAUGUUAUGAAAGUGAAAAUGAGCCUGAAAUGACUAAAAAGCACCGAUACAGGAUAUAGAUUGCUCAGGCUGAAAAGAACAUUUGUAGUAUUUGGCAAGUAGUAGCUAGUUUUGAGUAUCAGCCCUUAUACAUUAGUUGAAGCUGGAGGUUCCUUCAUCAUUUGCUUCAGCUAGAUGUAUAUUAGCCUAAUUAAAGGACAAGUCCACCCCAAAACAAAACUAAAGUUGAUGUGAAUAAAAAGAGAAAAAUCCAACAAGCAUGACUCUGAAAAUUUCAUCAAAAUCUGAUGUAAAAUAAGAAAGUUAUGACAUUCUUAAAUAUCGGUUAAUUUCAAAAUAGUUAUAUGCACAUCCUGGUCGGUAUGCAAAUGAGGGGACUGAUGAUGUCAUCCACUCACCAUUUCUUUUGUAUUUGAUAAUAGGAUGUAUGAAAUAUUCUCAUUUUCCCCUCACUCUCUGUGAAAUAAAGUUUUCUUCCUCCCUGAACAUGAGGAAAUGCCAUUGUCAUAGCAUGUUAUGUUUCAGUCAAGUUGGUCCUUGUUGUCAAAUCUGUAAAAAUUGAAAUAUUGUAUAUAAAUUCAAACAAUAAAAAAAACAAAAGAAAUAGUGAGUAAUGGACACCAUCACUUCAAUCACUUGCAUGUCAGUUUGUCACUGAGUUGUGCAUAUCACUGUUUUGUGAAUAAUAAGCGAAACUUUAAAAUGUAAAAACUUUCUUAUUUUACAUCCAAUUCUGAUAAAUUUUUAUUUUUAUUCUUGUUUGAUUUUUCUUUAUUAAGUCAAAUCAACAUUUUUCUGGGAUGGACGUGGCCUUUAAGAAACUCUACAGUGCGAAGAGGGUGAGGUUCCCAUUGUUUAUAGUCCGUGUGACUGCAUGUGGUCUUUCGUAGACUGUGGAAUAUGUCCCAGAAUGCAGUGGGGCAAUGUGUACUUUGGUUCUUGGUCUCAGUGCUGGAAGAGAUGCAACUCAAAAACAACUUGAUAUUCAACAAUUCAAGAGCAUAUUUUGGACGUGUGCUUGAUUUGGGGAUUGCGUUUGAACAAAGCUCUUUCUACAACCGGUCCAUGUCAUGGAGGAUGUGAUUAGCCUCAAUCUAGAACUGGAAUAAGAAAUUAAUCCACAAUGUGCUACACUCAACCCAGGUGAGGUAAAUUGGUACUGGCAGGAAGUAAUUCCUCAAACAGCUGUGAUCAAGAGAAUCAGUAGACUAGCUUAGCCAAGGUAAUAGAGCACCUUGGUCACCUGUAAAGGUGGAUAGGUCUACAUUACAAAUAACCUAUAUUAUUAUUAUGGUAACCUCUUUUGAUAUUGGAACUAAAGUGUUUUCCCUCAUUCAUUCUCUCUCAAUUUCACUACCUACUUUCAUUUUCCUCCACAUACAUCACUCUUUUAUUAUUCUUUUGAUAUCCUGAUACAUUCUUUAUUUCACUACCAAGCACUCUAUCACUCUCAUCCACAUGUUAGUUUCCAUCUAUUCUUUUGAUGUUCCUAUACAUUCUCACCCUUACAAUAUUAUAAACUUUGUCCAUUGACAUUGUAUUCUAAUUUGGUCCAUAAUAAAAACGCAAAGGCCAACGGGUAUUCAUAGACUAUUCAUAGCAUAUAACGGAGGGUGAUAACUGGUCCUGUAAUAAUCUAAUCUUUCUAAUAAAAUACAAUUUGUCAUUA